Molecule: messenger RNA, 1122 nt
Organism: Mangifera indica (mango)
Lineage: Eukaryota; Viridiplantae; Streptophyta; Magnoliopsida; Sapindales; Anacardiaceae
Product: leucine-rich repeat and coiled-coil domain-containing protein 1-like
Exons: 2
Coding region: 184-930 (248 amino acids)
Source: RefSeq, a predicted model, not a curated record
UAAAUGGGCAGCUAAUUCACUGUUGAGAUGGAGCCUAUGAUAACAGCAACUCCUAAGGAUUUAUGUCAUUCACACGCUCAUCUUUUCAAGUCCCACCACUGAUCAUAUCUCUUUUCUUCUAUCUCUAUCGAACUAAAAACGAGGAACCAAAAGGGGAAGCUGAAUUAUUCCAUCAUUCAUCACAUGGGUAGUUUUCCCAGUAAGAAAAGGAGCCAGUACUUAGGGGGAAAAGAUCGCCAUGUCGGGAGUUUAACUGAGAAGAUAAGGCUUUUGAAGGAGGAAAUCAAAGAGAUGAUGAAUGAAAGGGAGAAAGAGAGUAGAGCUUAUGAGAGAGAGGUGAUGAUGUUUGCAUUGAAGGAAGGUGAGUGGAAGAAAGAGAGGAAGAGACUGAGAGAGGAGGUGAAGAGCUUGAAGAAGAAUUUGGAAGAAAAAGAAGAAAAAAUCAGAUUAAUGGAAGAAAAUGGAGUGGUGGUGGUGGUGGAGGAGAAAGAGAAUACUAGCAUUGAAAAACAAUGGGAAUUUUUGGGGACAAGCUUCUUGCUUGAACAAAUGCGAGAGGAAAGAGCUAGAAGAGAUGAAGCUGUGGAGAAAUGGAAACAGCUCUAUCUCACUAUCAAAGCCGAGCUUGAUGAUCUCAUUCAGCGAACACAUAAUGGAGAUGGGCUAUAUUGGAGAGCAGAGGAAGAAGACAUGAUCAAAGAGCUAAGGAUGGAGCUGAAAGAGAAGCAAGAGAACAUGGAAGCUCUAAAAGCUCAGUUAGUUUCAGCUAAACGUGAAGUACACAAAAGGGAACGGGAAAUUGACAUUCUGAGGCAGAGUUUCAGAAUUAUGAGCUGCAACAAAAAGGCGGCAGCCGCAUCGCGUAGUGUCAGCACAAAUGUCUGCACCAGUUUUGCACUUGUGAAACAGACCGAUGGGAAAAGCAAAUGAAGAUCACUAAGUAUUCAAAGAUUUGAAGUCAAUAAGCAGAAUUAAUUGAAAUUUGCAUAAGUGGUUUAUGUAAGAGAAGGAGUCAGAAUGAACAAUUUGCAUUUCUUUACUGGAUCCUGAAAAAUCACAAUGCAGAAACUUUCUGCAAGAUUAAAAGUUGGGAGUAAAUUGUAGCAUUGAUUUGUUUUCAAA